UUUUGUGCCCUAAAGUCAAAACAAAAUGGCGUAGUGCACACUAGCACUGUCCUCUGUUCUAACGUUUGUAAAGUGGUGGUGAAAUGUAAAAUGAAGGAAAUGUAACUGCGUCCGUACUACUUGCACUACGGUAGCAUCCAGGGUGUACACAUGAUGAUGCGCAGAAUGGGGAGGUAGUAGUCGGCUGCAGUCAGUUGUGUGUUGAGUUCUGUUCUGUUCUAAUUUUCAAUUUUGGGGUAAUAGGGGAGAAUGAAAGAGGUCUUCCAACAAAGCGGACGAAAUGAUGAACGGCGCUCUAUAUAUUUCGUUCUUCCAAGGUCAGCUUGAAUCCGCAUUGGAGCAUGUCGUGCAACUUGCGGUCCAGGAAAUAACCAAAACCGUGGGGUCGAGCUUGAAUUCUAUGUUGCAGGAAACGACUACCAAGGACCAAGAAAACCAACGACUAAGGUUAAGGCUUCAGUCACGGCAGUCUGACGGCGUUGGAAAUGCCUCCGUAUCCAGCGGCAGUAAAAUGGAAGGGAACGCGGCAAACGAUGGGACAAAGAACCUGAUACACACCCCCAGCCUAAGCUCUGAGCACGCUGUGCACACAAACACGCACUGGCUGGAAGAGAAAGGACGAGCACUGGGCCAGUUAAAACUCGUGAUGGAGCAGGUCCUGAAGUUCGCGCUCGCCGAGCUGACGAAGAUCGUGGAGGACAGCUUCGACGACCUCCUGCAGGAGCUCCUGAAGAAGGAGAAGGAGAACCAGAGCCUGAGCGUCCGGGUGCAGAGCGAGGAGGAGGAGCGGGGCAAAGAGGAGAACCACACGGGCUCCCCCUCGCGGGGCUCCCGGGAGCGACCGGAGAGACCGGCGGGCUCCCCGCUGCGCGGAGCCGAGGCCCUCCUGGGGAAGAAGGCGGCUGAAACGCCGAACGUGGCGGAGAAGCAGACCGUCCUCUCCGUGACCCAGGACUGGGUGCCCAUCCUGGACAAGGUGUUUGGGCAGAAGUGGUGCCGCGACCUGUGGCAGGUGAAGGAGAUGGGCAUGGCGGGGGGCGACCUGACGUCCGUCAUGGCGGCGGGGGCCUUCCCGGAUUGCAUCAUCCAGGACGAGGAGGAGCUGCCCCUUGCGCCCUCCGGCCUGGCGGAGGCGGGGGAGAACGGCGGCACGCCACGGACGCCGCAGACGGGGGGGAGGCCGGCGGCCGCCUCCAGCGCCAGCGCUGCAGGGUCCCCCGGGUGCUCCUCCCCGGCAGCCGCAGAAGGUCAUCACCACGGAGACGACCUCCAGCUGCGCUCGCCGUCGAUGCUGCACAGACUGUUGACCCUGCCGGCGCAGGGCCUGGGGCAGAUGCUGUGCGGCGACUCCGGCAUGGACGUGCUCCCGUCGCCCGCCGCGGCCUCGCCGGGCCUGCCGGAGCCGCCGGCGGAGCCCCGGUCGCCCCUCACGGACCCGAGCGGGCCGGGCCCCGGGGGCGAGGCGGCGGGGGAGGAGGCGGUGCGGGAGGAGGAGCCAGAGGAGGAGGAGGAGGAGGACGAGGACGGGGCAGCCGCCGCUGCCCCGUCCCCCGCGGCGGGGGCCGAGCGGAGCAGCAGCCCCCCCCCGGGCAGGAAGACGCACCCGUGCCGGCGCUGCGGGAAGCGGUUCGGCCGGCUGCCCCUGCUGAAGGCGCACCAGCAGACGCACGCGGAACCCACGCCCUCCCGCUGCUCCCUGUGCGGCAAGCGCUUCGCCCAGGCCUCGCGGCUGCAGGCGCACCUGCGGACUCACGCCGGGAAGCACACCUGAGGGGACAGGUGGGGGUGGGGUGGUUGGGGGGGAGGGGUUAAAAAAAAAAAAAAAAAAAAAACGGGAAAAACAAAACGGAACCAAUCUAGACAGAUCUGCAAAAAAAAAGAAAAAGAAAAGCGAUUCGGGUGCUCGCUCUUUGUCCUGUAUGUGCGUUCCGCACCCAAGAAAGUGCGACGCAACCUGGUUGUGAAUUUAGGAGCCGAAAACAAAAAGCACGUCGACGUUCUCGAAUUACUGACCCUAACUUCCGAUUUCUGAAGUCAAUCCAGUCUGAAAAAUGGUACUUUUUAAAGGUCUGUUGCUAGGCGACUCAGCAGGCCUCUUGGAGAUUGAAGUUUCACUUCCUGUUUUUUUAUGGGCUGUUCUCCUCUGCCGGAACCAGAGAAACGUUGCCGCUCGGCGAGCAUGGGGACGAGGCCGAGCCGUACUGUAAAUAAAAGCAUGGGAUCAUGGAGCUGGACACAGCUUGGGAUGAACUCGCACUGUUUUUAAGUGUUGUCUAAAUGAAAUCAAAAUUUCCCAUGGACAAAAAAAAAAAACGUAUCAUGAUUUGAAACGAUUGUUAUUAUUUUCAAUUUUACUUUUUUUUCUCUCUCUGGUUGUUUGUUGAAAGCAACAUUUUAGUCCAUCUUGGAUUCAUUCAGAAUGGUUUACUGCCCCCCAAAAAAUUAUCGUUAUUACUAUUUAAAAAAUGGUUGAGUCUCAGCAGCUUAAAUAGUUACUUAAAUUGGAUUCCGACAUCCUAGACCUCGUAAAACGGCAAAGAGGAGGAGGAAGGCUCUUUUACUGAGCGAGCACUUGAAUUUGAAUUUGCGGUGGAACUCCUCCCACAGUCUGGUGAGCACUGCUGAGAUUGACGGGUGUCAUAAGGGCUUCAUUCUGUAGAUUGUGGGCGGAGAGAAAAGUGUGUGUGUGCGGCCCAUAAACAGCACUUCUGAAAUAACCAGCGUUGGGAUCGCCUGUACUGAAUAAAGGCUGAAGCAGUUUCCCUGUGACCCUCUCCUUCUGUGCUAUGAGCACAUAAUAAAAUGUGUGUCAUUUGAAAUGGUGCCUGUGUAAAAAUCUAGUCGUCCGUCGUGUUCGGCCUUAAAAAAGGGAUCUUUUAUACAUCUCAGCACUGUUGUACAUUACGAAGACCUUGCACCUGUGUAAUUACCUAAAACUCUGUAAGGGUUAUGCAAGUACACUUUGGGCUCUUUCCGAUCGCUUACUUUAGCUCCUUGCUUCCUUUCCUCGCUCCUUAGCUCCAACCAUCGGAGGACGCAAGGAUAGGGUGUUAAGGAAAGGACGCGAGGAAGGGAGGAAUGGAGGAGACGUGUAUUAGGCGAAUGGAACGUCCUUGAUCGGUCAGGCGUCAGUUUGAAUUUGAACGAAGUGUCGGUAACGGAUGUGGCAGGUGUGGAGAGGAUCAAUCCGCAGGUUUAUGGCAAGCCGUUUUAGCUUUAAUUCAUUUUUAGAGGAUAUCACAAAUUCAAUUCUAACUAGUUGGAAUGCAAAUUCUUGAUAUCAGAAAUUCAAUUGUAAUUAGUUAUAAUUCAAGCGUUUUCCCCAUUCAUUUCAAUGGGACCUUUCAUUUUUGAUAUCAAGAAUUAAAUUUUAACUAGUUAAAAUACAAUUCUUGAUAUCAAGAAUUCCUAUUUAAACUAGAUAUCAGUAAUUGAAUUUAUGAUAUCUGAAAUUAUCAUUUUAACUAGGUCAAAUUCCAACUUCCAUUGAAAUGAAUGAGAAAAAUGUUUUCAGUCUGACUAGUUAAAAUAGAAUUUCCUAUAUUAAGAAUUGGCAUUUUAACUGGUUGUUAAAAUUCAAUUUCCGAUAUCAAUAAUAUGCAUUUUAACUAUUUAAAAUCGAAUAUCUGAUAUCACAAAUACAUAUUAUAACUAGUCACAAUAGAAUGCAAAUUCUUGAUAUCAGAAAUUCAAACUAGUUAGAAUUUGAAUUUGCGAUAUCCUCUAGAAAUUAAUUAAAGCUAAAAUGGCUUGCCGUACAGGUCGACCGUUUAUGUGUCACGCGUUACGGUAAAACAAAACAAAAAGUUCUGCAAAAAACUCGCUCGCUUUUCCUCGCUCAAGAGUUUUUCAGGACCCUCCCAGCUCCUGGCUCCUUAGAGGAUCAUUUAACCUGUUAGAAUGUCCUUAAAGAUGGACAGGCCAGACCGGAUAAAAUAAGACAUUGGAUUGAGCCCAUUGUUACACAGUACCCUCAUCCUGUAGGGAAGUGAUAUGUGUUUAUGUUAUAUAUAGUAAUUACAUGUGUUGUUAUGAACGUCUUGACGCAAUAUGACAACAACCCCUGUGUAAUGCGUUGCGUAUACUUGGAUGAAGCUCACUUACAGCGAGCGCGUUGUAAUUAUACAGGUCCAAGGCAACAGCAAUGUAAAGUGUCAUUAUCCACGUGUUUGCCUAUUUAUUUUAAUUUUUAAUUUUUUUUUGUACAAAUGCUGGUGAGGACUGUAUAUGUCUGUGGCGAGAGGACGGCCGCUCUCUCACUUUGCUUUCCGUGUCAGUCGUGACCGUAGGACGACGCGCGCGUCAAAAGAGCCAUUUUCCCUCCGUUUUUACGUCAGUCAAGUCAAACGUGAUCCGCCUCCACUGACUCACUCAUCAUAGGAGCAUGCCUUCAUUGGUCUUGGUCAGCUAAAGUUUAACUGUGCUCAGUAUUUUUAAAAGGUGGCUGUUUGCGUACUUUUGUCUUGAGCGGCAAAGUUAGAUAAACCCUAGAAAAUAUUGAUAUGUUAUUGAUUUGGUAGUUUAAAUAUUAAUAUUGAUCUUUUUUUAUUAUAGUGGUUGUUUACUAUAGGUAUAAAACUGACUUUGUUUUUCGCAGGUUUUUGGCCUGUAAAGUGCAACGGAUUGCAGCUAGCGAUGGCUACAUGUUUACACAAUUAUUCAUCACCAUUCCUGUGUUACACGCUUAAAUUUGGCCUCUGGGCCAGGAUGCCGGACCACAACCCCCCUACUUCGCAGAAUAACAAACAACGGACUUUAAUGAGGCUUCCUUAUCAAUUCUUCCAUUCCUAAAGUUGUAGACUACCGGUUCCUUUCCAUCAAAAAAAAAAAAAAAAUCAAAUCCGAUGGUUUAAAAUUUAAGUUUGCAUGAGGAACCAAUCAAUCAGUUGUGACUCUUAGGUGUCACAUAUGCAAGGUUCCAGGAUUUCUUUUCAUAAAUACAACCAGAGAACAGCCCGUUCUUUCACUGAAGGCCACUGAAGCACAAUUUUUACUCUGAGAGAAAUAUAAUAAUUAGGCCUAAACUCUUGGCCAGUGUGCAUAUAAAUGUUGGUUUGGAUAUGCAAGGUGGGGAAAAAAAAGGCAACAGCAAUAAGCAAAAUUUAAAAACCUAAUGCUAGGAAAAAGAAAAUGCCCUUUUUUAUAUUUAAUUUAGGUUACUCAUUUCAUUUUUGUAUUUUUAUUUUUUAUUGUACUUUAGAAACACUUGUUCAAAAUUUGUAAUUAGACUGUAAACCAGGAGGUGCUGUUGGCGAGAAUAUUUGAAAACCUGAACUUUCAUAAUAUUUUUCUGUUUAUUUGUGGGUCCCCCCAGUGUAAAUAUUAGCGUCGAAUUAACAUAUAAAGUGGUGAAUAAUUAAUUCUGUGCUUAAUAGUUCAUCAUCCAGAAUGUAGAUUACACCAAAUGAUAAACGGGCCUAUAAAGGGGCUUUUCAUUUCAUGUUUGGGAACGUGGGGACGUUCCGACCUAUGUGAAUAAAGUUUUACAGGCUAUUCCACCAUAACGGUAAGACUGUCGAAGAAGCAUGAUGUUAUUUUACAUCACAUGUAAGAAUAUGAUACUGGUACUUAGUGUGACAUACCAAGGUAAAAAAAAUAAACAUCAAAAAUGA
This is a messenger RNA of Anguilla rostrata (American eel), 5612 nucleotides long. RefSeq names its product transcriptional repressor protein YY1. The transcript is spliced from 4 exons. Gene Ontology annotation, biological process: regulation of transcription by RNA polymerase II. NCBI's taxonomy places the organism in Eukaryota, Metazoa, Chordata, Actinopteri, Anguilliformes, Anguillidae. The record is from RefSeq and is a predicted model, not a curated record. Bases 281 to 1771 code for a protein of 496 amino acids. Gene Ontology annotation, molecular function: RNA polymerase II cis-regulatory region sequence-specific DNA binding; DNA-binding transcription factor activity, RNA polymerase II-specific.